Molecule: messenger RNA, 1992 nt
Organism: Physcomitrium patens
Lineage: Eukaryota; Viridiplantae; Streptophyta; Bryopsida; Funariales; Funariaceae
Source: RefSeq, a predicted model, not a curated record
AGUCAGAAUUCGAACAUGCCUGCUUCCUGCUUUCCACAAGAUCCUGCCUAUAAGUUCCCUCCACUCCCUAGCCUCUCAUGGUCAAUUAGCUUUCCUGUGUUGAUUGUAUCGCAGUGGUCUUGUGGCGCCGAUUUGGACACCUCUCAUUCCGUGUCCCACAAUCAUGCGGUUUUGUUGAGUUCCGAGUUUACACCCACCGCAUUGUACCCAGUGUGCCGCUUAUCCAACGCUCUCAACAUGUCGUAUAAGAGCACCAUUCUCUGUCUCUUCGCCGUACUUCUGCAAUGGCAGUUGUGGAGUGUUGCUUCUGCAAUUGGCCUAGUUCCUCCCAGAGGAUACAGCGUGGGAUUCACGGGAACCAUUGCGAAGGGUUCUCAGACAUAUGUCUGCAACCGCGGGUCUUGGACGAGGACGGGCUCUUCUUCUAAUCUGUACGCACAGGAUGGUUCAAAGCUUGGGACGUACCGGUCCGUCUACAAUGCGAAGACGCGGGUGGUGACGUAUUACUGGAACAUCAUCAACUCUGCAGGGGGCUAUUACGAAUCUGGCCAAUCUAUCAGCGGUCUGCAAGCUACGCUUGUGAAGUCCGUGAGGGUUUCUUCGUCCGCAAUCCCUGAGUACCUCGCCAUCGUGAAGGUCCAUCGCGGUUCAGGGGACGCUUCGCAGGUUGCGUUUGUUUCGCUCACGAGGACCAAGGGUGGUCUGCCUCCGCGCAAAGCUCUGUGCGCGUCCAACGGUGCCACAUCCGGCGUCCCGUUUGGGGGAACUUUCAAGUUUUACAACCAAGACCGUGAACCUCCUCGCAUGCCAGCCUCUAUCACCCCCAAAGCAACCUUCGUUCAAGUCGUGUUUCUGGAAGGAAAGGUGACGUACAAGUUCACCGGCGGGAAAUGGGUGUACCAGGGCAUUUUUGCCACCAUUGCCGAGGUCGCGGGCGGAAACGCUUUGGGCAAGUUUGGCACUGCCACGAGACCAGACCGAUACGGCAGCAAGACGAUGUGGCAGUUCAAGGGGCCUAGCGGAUACUGGCUGUCGGGACAAAUGUGCACCAGGCCCGUACGCAUGGAUGUUGAAGGGUUACCGUGGCAACUGCUGAAGAUCACCACAUCCGGAGGCGCCGAGAGCCCGAUGGGGAAAUACACGUACGCGUUGGUGGGCGGGACGCUAGGAGGUCUGGCGCCGAGGCUUGCACCGAGAGCCAGUGGAAUGACAUGGAGCUCUCCCUUCACGGCGCAGUGUUAUCUGUAUGUAGCUUAAGCUGGAGCACGAAGUCUGGUUGUGUGAGGGUAGUUGUGGGGUGCGGAUUCGGCGGUCGACAGGAACCCAGUGUGAUGCCGCCAUAGCAGUGGCAUAUGAUAUGUAGGAGCAGGAAAAAUUGCUUCCAACGGUGCGAGGUGAUCCUCCGGUGCCUGAUGGAGCUGGAUGGCCGCGGGCAUGGAGCUGUAGUACCGAACCAGGGAACAAUGGCAGCACGAGUCAAGCCUGAUGGUCCUCAAAUAAGCUGUUUCAGGGGAUGAUGCGGCACAGUUUCGCAUAAUUUUUUCUCAAGUGUUGCAGAGUUGGCAAUGUACCCAAUUCAGUGUUGACGGUGGAAAAGCUUUGAGUGAUCGCUGGCUUUCACUGCACAUAAAUCGGCAAUCCAUUGCUAGUUCGACGAAGAGGGGUGGCUUUCACUGCACAUAAAUCGGCAAUCCAUUGCUAGUUCGACGAGGAGGGGUGGUCCAGUGCGCAAUGGGGGAGGCUAUAGCUUGCACAGGCAGUUUUGUUCAGCAUUUGUUUGUUGGAAUAACACCUUCUAAAAAUUGACUAUUCUGGAGAUGGAUACAGAUUGUUGUUGGUCGCAAAUCCAUGGUUUGUGAUUUUGUAUGUCUGCGAACAAACUGCACUGCGUUUUGUUGGCUUGUUGGUACAUUUUGAAAUCUAGGAAUCAAUAAUUUGUUAUUUUUGAUAUUUAGUCAUAACCACCUGAAAUAAAUUUAAGAGCUUUUUCCA